UUUGACCCCAGUGGCAGUCCCUGUCACUGCACCGCUCGCGCUCCCUUCGCUCGCCGCGCCCUCGCUGCCUCUCCUCGCCCCCUCGCUCGUUCUCUCCCCAGAUCGAGGCUGCUCCGGUCCUCUCCACCUCCCCCCGCAGCGACCCCGCGUCCCGCUCGCACCGCGCCCCUGUGCCGCCCUCCCAGGCCCUGGAUCGGCGGCGGGGACCUCCGGGGUCGAAGGUUCUGGCCCGCCCGCGCCCCUCGCCCCUGCCGCCCCCAGCGCUGUUCCGAGCCGGCUCUGGUGGCUUGGCGAUGGCUCGCCCGCACACCGGGCGCUGAAGGCAUCCCGGGGAUCCGGAGCGCAGCCCGGGAAAGAACGCACAGUGGUAUUGAUGAGUAGAUCCUUGGAUUCAGAGGUUGGCUGAAACACAUCAUGCCUGCUUCCAGCUUUUGCUCCGGAGAGUUGUGAAUUGCUAAUGCCUAUAGGGAGGAAGGAUGGCACAUGGGAUUCCUUCUCAAGGCAAAGUUACCAUAACGGUGGAUGAGUAUAGCUCAAACCCCACCCAGGCAUUCACACACUACAACAUCAACCAGAGCAGAUUCCAGCCGCCACAUGUACAUAUGGUCGACCCCAUCCCAUAUGACACUCCAAAACCAGCGGGCCACACGCGGUUUGUCUGCAUCUCAGACACACACUCCAGAACAGAUGGUAUCCAGAUGCCUUAUGGGGACAUCCUUCUCCACACAGGCGAUUUCACCGAGCUGGGACUGCCCUCAGAGGUUAAGAAGUUUAAUGACUGGUUAGGAAACCUGCCAUAUGAAUAUAAAAUUGUGAUUGCCGGGAAUCAUGAACUGACAUUUGAUAAGGAAUUCAUGGCAGACCUCGUUAAACAGGACUACUACCGUUUCCCUUCUGUGUCCAAAUUGAAACCAGAGGACUUUGACAAUGUUCAGUCCCUCCUGACAAACAGUAUUUACUUGCAAGAUUCAGAGGUAACCGUGAAGGGAUUCAGGAUAUACGGUGCACCCUGGACCCCGUGGUUUAAUGGAUGGGGCUUUAACCUACCCAGAGGCCAGUCUCUGCUGGACAAAUGGAACCUCAUCCCUGAAGGCAUCGACAUACUCAUGACACACGGACCUCCUCUAGGUUUUCGAGACUGGGUUCCAAAGGAGCUUCAAAGGGUGGGCUGCGUGGAGCUCUUAAACACAGUCCAGAGGCGCGUCCGGCCCAAGCUCCAUGUGUUCGGUGGGAUUCACGAAGGGUAUGGCAUCAUGACCGACGGUUACACCACCUACAUCAAUGCCUCAACCUGUACAGUCAGCUUUCAACCGACCAACCCUCCAAUCAUAUUCGACCUUCCAAACCCACAGGGCUCCUAAAGUGCUCAACAUCCCAUUGGAAUGUGAGGGACAGUCUACAAACUGCCAUUGGAAUGUGAGGGACUGUCUACAAACUGCCACUUUUCUAAUUAUAAACUCACAUUCUCUGACUUGUUUAUUUCCAAAUCCUGUGAGUUCUUUUUGUAAAUUGUCGGAACAGGAGGGAAAAAAAAAAGAUGCUUGAGUUGUGCCGCCUCUUUUUGCUUUUUUGAGUGGGGCAUCCAUUUGAAAUCAAAGGAGCAUUGUGAAUUUGUAAAAUGACUUCUGUUUGCUCAAAGGCCACGCCAUUGUAAAUUGUUAGUGUUUGCCAAAGGACAGCCAAGCUUUCUUUUAAAAAAAAAAUGAUGAUUUAAAAAAGUCUUAUUUGAAUAUGCUUUAAGCUGAAAGGAAAAGAUUUUUAAAGAGAGAGAGAGAAGAGAGAAAGAAACACAAAGGCAGUGUUUUGAAAAUCACCCAGAUUUGCACAACCCCGAGUAUUGUUUGAUAAAUUUUAAUUUUCAGUGUUUUGUUGUUGUUUUCUUGGUAUUGCCUCAUUUUUAUUUUACAGAUGUGGCCCCAAUUUAGAGCAAUCCCUACAGAAGUAGGUUUGGAAAAACCCUAGCUUCACUCUGGCUAUAAAGAAGACUGUGUCCGAGGUGGUGGAAGAACAGCCCUCAUGCAGAGGCUUAGCCAGAGAGAGCCGUAUCAUGAUGCUACCAACUCUCACACUGUUUGUUUCUUUUAAAUUAUUUGAGCUUUAAAAAUAAGGAAACAAGAAUCUGUCAAGAGGUAGUCAUGCAAGGAAAAAAGGAAGUGUGCAGACUCCUUUUCAAUAUGAAUUUAUAUAUAUAUAACUAUUUUUUGUGCGUUACGACUCAGUUGGGAGUUUAAUCUUGCCAAGGACAGUACAACUGCAAAGCAACAUUGGCAGCAGCACAUCAGACGUCCGAAGGAACUGACCCAUACUUUCUGCGAACUCAAGGUCUUAAAGAGCUUGAGUUCAGUCUAGGUACAGUAACCAGUGUGUAUAGACUUCAUCGGAUGCAUCGGAAGCGAACUCAAUAAGGCUUAGUUGUCCUUUCUAUUUAAAUGCCCUGCAUCGUCUUCUCACUCCCCCUCCCCCUCCCAUUUUGCACUGUGUGUUGAUGCAAUCUUCGCUAGCACAAAAUAUUGUUGCUAAUAAUCUUUUCUGGUCUCCCAUUGUCGACGCCGUUGAGCGCUAUUCUAUUUUAUGUUACCUUCAAAUUUAGGAAAAGCAGUUGUUUUCUUUAAAUUUAUUGUGAUAUUCUAUAUCUAGCGGCCUUUAUAUGCAAAUAAAAUUGCAAGAUU
Messenger RNA from Arvicanthis niloticus (Nile rat), 2669 nucleotides. RefSeq names its product metallophosphoesterase domain containing 2 (gene Mpped2). NCBI's taxonomy places the organism in Eukaryota, Metazoa, Chordata, Mammalia, Rodentia, Muridae. Gene Ontology annotation, molecular function: hydrolase activity. The record is from RefSeq and is a predicted model, not a curated record.